CGGCCUCCCGGCUGCAGAGGGCGCGCUGGGAGUGGGAGGUGCCGGCGCUGCCGAGGGCGGAGCGGGGGAGGUGCCGUCCCCGCUGCCGUCGCUGGUGCCGUCGUUGCCGCUGCUGUCGCGCUCCCGGCUCGGUGGCUCCGCCUUCCGCGGCGUCUACGCUCCCGCGGGUCUAAGGAGCAGGAGUGACAUAUCCAAAAAGUGAAUGUUGAGGAUAACAUGUCAAAUGUGUCAGAAGAGAGAAGCAUUCGACAACAGGACAUUAAGAAAGGACUCCAGUUUAUAGAAUCUACUUUGCCCUAUCCAGGGACACAAGAACAGUAUGAGUUAUUUAUACAGGAGCUUGUUAGAAAUCUUUUUAAUGAAGGAAAUGAUGUAUAUCGAGAAGGUGAUUGGAAAGGAUCACUGAGUCACUAUACAGAAGCAAUAAACAUAGCUGAUUAUGCUAAUUCUGAAGAAAUCCAUCUUUCUGAUGAUAUUUUAGAGAAGCUGCAUGUGAACAGGAUAGCAUGUUUUUCAAAUAUGGGGUUACAUGAAAAGGUUCUAGAAGACUGUGAGAUAGCUUUAAGGUUAAAUGAAAACAAUUUCAGAGCUCUCUAUCGGAAAGCAAAAGCUUUGAGUGAAUUGGGAAGGUAUAAGAAAGCUUAUGAUGCUGUAGCAAAAUGUUCUCUUGCUGUGCCCCAGGAUGAAAGUGUGAUUAAGCUUACCCAAGAAUUAGCUCAAAAACUGGGGUUAAAAAUAAGAAAAGCAUAUGUAAGAGCAAAGCCACCCUCUACAAAUUCAGUUUCUAGUGAUGUGUCAACUCAGAACUCUUCUUCAGUAGAAGAUAUUGAGUUAGAUUUAUCAGACCAGAAGCAAGAGAUGGCUUCUGUGGCAUCUUCAACAAACUUUGUUUCUGAAGCGUCUAAAGUACCAUCAGUACCUGUACCAUCUUUAUCUUCUGUUAUGCCUCUUCAAGUGGAAAAAGUUUCCUUGCCUUCUGCAGUGUUGGCAAAUGGAGGGAAUGUUUCUUUCUCUGUUCCAGAAGCAUGUUUAGAUUGUGGAGAUGGAGAUAUAAUUACAGGGGAAGAACUCGAUGAAUUACUUGAUUCUGUGCCUGAUUCAGAUGAAAGUGUAAUGCAAACUACAGGAGCCAGAGGACCCAUUCCUGGUGCAAGUGUAGCUCCUAGUGUACCUUUCUCUGCCUCUUUGUUGGGGACACUGCCAGUUAGCACAGGGUUUGUUCCUUCACCUUCUCUUUCAGAAAUCUUUUCUCAGCCUUUGGCUUCUUCACUGGAAAAUUUUUGUUCACCGUUGAGCACCUAUUCAAUCAGUGACUCAAAAAGAGACCUCUCCAGUUCAGCUUCUAGAGAUGGAGCACCAACACUUAGCAGCAAUAAUUCCCCAUUAUUUGUAAAUGGCCCUAGUAGUUUAUUUGGAUCCGAAAACUACAUGGGAAUUGCAGGACAAGCUAGAAAUGACUUCUCAAAUGUUUUUAGCAGUGCAACUGCUAAUGUAACUGUAUCUUCAGCACUUGUGGGAAGAAACCCAUUAGAAGGCACACAUGAGCUGAGACAGGCCUGCCAGCUGUGUUUUGUCAAAAAAGGUCCGAAAUUACUAGAUUAUGCUUAUCAUCCCAGCCUAGAACAUAAAUGUAAGAAGGAUAUUCUAAUUGGAAGAAUAAAAAACUCAGAAGAUAAAUCAUGGAAAAAAAUACGUCCAAGACCAACAAAGACUCAGUAUGUGGGUCCAUAUUAUAUAUGUAAAGAUGUUGCUGCUGAAGAGGAAUGCAGAUAUCCAGGUCACUGCACAUUUGCAUAUUGCCAAGAGGAAAUAGAUGUGUGGACGCUGGAGCGCAAAGGAGCCUUUAGUCGAGAAGCUCUUUUUGGAGGAAAUGGGAAGAUCAGCCUGACUGUGUCCCGACUUCUUCAAGAUCAUCAUGGGCUAUUUAUGUUUCUUUGUGAGAAAUGUUUUGAUCACAAACCCAGAAUAAUAAGCAAAAGGAACAAGGAUAACUCAUCAUCUUGUUCUCACCCUGCUAUGCAUGACUUUGAAGAUAACAAGUGCCUUGUCCACAUUUUGCGAGAAACUAUGGUGAAAUAUUCCAAAAUUCGACCUUUUCAAGUUCGUUGUCAGCUUGACCUGUGCAGACAUGAGGUGCAUUGCGGCUGCUUACGAGAGGAUAAAUGCUUUUAUGCCCACAGUCUGGUAGAACUUAAAGUCUGGAUAAUGCAAAAGGAAACGUGUAUUUCACAUGAUGCUAUUGUUCAAGAAUCAAAGAAAUACUGGCAGAACAUGGAGGCUAGUGCACAUGGAUCACAGAUUCUUGGGAACCAAAUGAAAUAUGGAUCACUUAAUUUGAAGAUGAAGUUUGUUUGUGGUCAGUGCUGGAGAAAUGGUCAAGUUAAUGAGCCAGACAGAAACAAAAAAUACUGUAGUGCAAAGGCAAGACACCCAUGGACCAAAGACCGGGUGGUGCUAGUGAUGUCUAAUGAACGUAAGAAGUGGAUGGCCAUUCGUCCUCUUCCUGCAAAGAAACAAGUGCCUCUGCAAUUUGAUUUGUGCAAUCAUAUUGCUUCAAGCAAGAAAUGUCAGUAUGAUGGAAACUGCUCAUUUGCUCACAGUCCUGAGGAGAGAGAGAUGUGGACCUAUAUGAAGGAGAACAGCAUUCAAGACUUGGAGCAGUUGUAUGACAUAUGGCUAAAAAGUCAAAAACCAGAAAAAGAUGAUACAGCUGCUCAGGCAAACAAAGAAAAUGGGAAGCAAAUUCACAUGCCAACUGACUAUGCUGAAGUUACAGUGGAUUUUCACUGUUGGAUGUGUGGGAAGAACUGUAACAGUGAAAAGCAAUGGCAGGGUCACAUUUCGUCUGAAAAGCAUAAAGAGAAGGUUUUCCACACUGAGGAUGAUCAGAACUGCUGGCAGUAUCGCUUUCCAACGGGAUAUUUUAGCAUUUGUGAAAGAUAUAUGGCUGGUACUUGCACUGAAGGAAACAACUGUAAAUUUGCCCAUGGAAAUGCUGAACUCCAUGAGUGGGAAGAGCGAAGACAAGUUUUAAGAAUGAAGCUCAACAAAGCAAGAAAAGACCACUUGAUUGCUCCCAGUGAUAAUGACUUUGGAAAAUAUAGUUUUUUGUUUAAAGAUUUAAACUAAUACAGAGAUGAUACAUACAUGUUAUCAGCUGGAAGCAUAAACCAGAAAAUUUGACAGUAAUAAAAAGCAUGUGACAGAAAAGCUGCAGGUUUUCUGCUUUUAUUGGCAUAUAUUGUUCCUCCUGAACAGCAAAAAGUAGUAGAUUUAGGGGGGUUGAGCAGACCUGUCUAUGCUCUUAUGGAACAGAGUGGUGAUUAAAAAAAUCUGAAGUAUUAUGUGCUUACUCACCUUCUGUUGGACAGAAAGUUAGGAAAUAGAAGGGAGGAAAGAGAGGUUAUAAUGUCUAGGAGGCCCCCCUAGUAUCAGUCCUUCAGUUGAAAAACUUUAAGGUAUCAAGGUAUUACAUAACAGAGUGUUAUGGGCCAAGAAGAAAAUGAUGAAUGAAAAUUCUUCAGAUCUUUUAAUGGAGAGGAUUUGUUUAAAACAAAGUUUGCUACUUAUCUAUAUGUAGGUUGCUAAAAAGGAUUUUCUUAUUAAAGAUUUUAAACAAAAUAACCAUUUAACUACAAUAUAUGUUGAAUGGGUAUUUUUUUCUCUAUUUGUAUGUUUCAAUAUAAAUUACUGAAAAAGGAUCUUGGGAGGAAAAAAUGUAUUAAUUUUUGAAAAUGAAGUAGUUAAAAUUAUGUUUCUUGGUCUUUGCUGUUUAAAUGAUGAUUUUGAAAGAUUACACUUGUAUGUCAGUAUUGUGUAUUAUUGUAUGGACUAAUGUUGCCUGUAAUAAAGAGACCUUUACACA
Molecule: messenger RNA, 3865 nt
Organism: Calypte anna (Anna's hummingbird)
Lineage: Eukaryota; Metazoa; Chordata; Aves; Apodiformes; Trochilidae
Gene: ZC3H7A
Product: zinc finger CCCH-type containing 7A
Exons: 23
Coding region: 217-3129 (970 amino acids)
Biological process (GO): miRNA processing
Molecular function (GO): miRNA binding; protein binding; metal ion binding
Source: RefSeq, a predicted model, not a curated record